This is a messenger RNA of Saprolegnia diclina VS20, 1088 nucleotides long. RefSeq lists its product as hypothetical. The record is from RefSeq and is a predicted model, not a curated record. NCBI's taxonomy places the organism in Eukaryota, Oomycota, Saprolegniomycetes, Saprolegniales, Saprolegniaceae. The coding region runs from base 14 to 1027 and encodes 337 amino acids. The transcript has a single exon.
CCUAUUUCCCAGAAUGCCCGAGCUCCACGUCCGCGCGGUCUCGGCCCGCAACCUCCAUGACGCCCAGACCUUUGGGAAGCAAGACCCGUACUGCAAGGUCACGGUCGGCCACCGCACCUUCAAGACGCGCGUCCACGACAAUGGCGGCCGCAACCCGGUCUGGAACGACAAGUUUGUGUUUGAGGUCGCCGACAUGCAGCUCUCGCAGCUCGUGAUUGAGAUCUGGGACAGCAACUUCACGAGCGACGACUACAUUGGCACGUGCCGCCUCCCCAUGAGCAUCUUUGCGAGUGGUCAAGUCGUUGACCAGUGGUACCCGGUCAACUACCGCAACCAGCAGCGUGGCGAGAUCAACCUCCGCGUUCAAAUGCUCGGGGUCGCCGGUGCCCACGCACCGCCGGCGUACGGCCACCAACAGCCCUACGCUGCGCCACCUCCUGCCUACCAGCAGCCCGCCCAGCCGGCCUACGCGCAGCCCUCGGCGCCCGGGUACCCGAGUGCGCCGCCCGCCUAUGGCCAGCCCCCCGCGUACAACGGCGGGUAUGCUCAGCAACAGCAACAGCAGCAGCAGCAGCAGCAGCAGCAGAUCCACCAGCAGCAACACCAACUUCAGCAGCAGCAGCAAGCGAUGCAGCAGCAGACGAUCCAGCAGCAGCAGAUGCAGCUGCAACAACAGCAAGCCCAGCUCGCGCAGCAGCAGGCACAAAUGGCCGCCCAGGCGUCGCGUCCCAUGUAUGCCCCGCCACCGCCGGUGUACGCUGCACCUCAACCAGUGUACGCUGCCCCGCCCCCGGUGGUGAUGGCCCCGCCGCCGGUCAUUGUUGGCCCGCCGCAGGUCGUCAUGGGGGGCCCGGUGGUGUACGGUGCGCCGGCCCCGGUCAUGUAUGGUGGCGGCUAUGGCUACGGUGGCGGCUACGGCGAUGGCUACGACAAUGGCGGCGGUGUUGUUGCCGGCGCGGCCCUCGGCUUGGCCGGCGGCGUCAUCCUUGGCGCGGCCUUGAGUGACGACGGCGGCUUCUUUGAUUAAGAUCUAGGUAGCAAUGCCUUCUAAGUAAACUACUACUAUAUAUGACUUGGACUACGAGAUA